AACACUAUCAGGCAAUCACAACCCAGCGGCAAAAACAAGCUGAGAAGUCAGCGAGUACGCACUUCAAUGCGCAGCGAUUGAGUUCCGAGUCUCACAGCUCUAAAGCAAGUGUAUAGUGUGCAUCUCUCUGUAUAUAUAGAGAGAGAAAAUAGAGAGAGAGGUAUCUCGAGACGAGUUCGAAUGGGUGCCAUUGCGGGAAUUCUGCUGGACAGCUCAGUUCUGUUGGCCUCCGAUGACGACUCAAAUGGGAAUGCUUCUCUCCGACCUGGAGCCGGUUAUCUUCUUCGCAGGCUUCACUAUUCUAAAAUCCACACGGGAAUAGCUUAUGGACUGGGUCUUUCAGCUCAUAAGGUUGAACUUCUUGAAAGCAUGGCAAGGCAAUAUUCAUUUGAUUGCUUUAUCCUGAAUGCAACAACUGUAGAAAACACCAUGAAUGAGAUUGUUCAGGCUUGGGGUGACAAUGGAAGGAGUUUUUUGCAUGUCAUUUCUAACAAAAAUAUAGACCUCUUUCUUAAUAUACAGAAUCGUGGUUGGAUGAUUGUCAUUCUAAAUGUUGACAGUGACAUUGCAAGAGAUAAUUCAAGCAUGCUUUAUAUCGACAAAUUAGAGGAGCUGCCUCUGACUAUUUGCCGCUUGAAUAGAAAGGUAAGGGCAUCAAGCAAUGAUAUAGUGACAGUUGGCUAUGUUAUGAAGCCUUCUCGCGAAGAAGAUUUUGCAAAGAGAGGUGCAUUCCCCUUGUAUCCUACUCAAAAUGGAUUAAUAUUUAUGCCGCUUACAUUUGAGCUCACUAUGUCAUCUCAGUUACAAGAAGUUGACAUAGUUCUCCACAAAGCAACUGACGAAAUUGUCUCCGUUGAAAUGAGCAAUUCUUCAGAAUUCAUUAACAAGGUCACUUACACCAGGGGCAUGCAGGAAUUGGCAAGGUUUAUUGAACACCAGCCAAAUUUCUGUGUGAUCGACCCACUAAAUAACAUUUACCCUGUACUAGAUCGGUUGAAGAUCCAACAGAUUCUUCUUGGUCUGGAAACUCUCAAGAGGGAAGGUCGCUGUGAAGUCAGGCCCCCCAAUUUUCUCAAGGUCGAUAAUUUCAAUGAGCCCAAUUUGGUACAAAGGUUAUCAGAAGCUAAACUGUCUCUUCCAUGUAUAGUGAAACCUCAAGUCGCUUGUGGUGUAGCUGAUGCUCACAGUAUGGCAAUUGUCUUUGGAGUUGAAAAUUUCGAGGGUUUGAACGUUCCUCUUCCAGCAGUUGUGCAGGAAUAUGUGGAUCAUUCAUCUUCUCUGUUCAAAUUCUAUGUAUUGGGUGAGAAAGUUUUUUAUGCGGUUAAGAAGUCUACCCCUAAUGCAGAUAUUUUGGCAAAAUUAUCUGAAAGAAAUGGACCCAAGCCCUUACACUUCGACAGCUUAAAGUCUCUACCUACUGGUGCUGAAAAUCCACAUUUUGGAGAUGGGGAUUUCCACAAAGUCAAUGAUCAGCGACUCGAUGUUGGGCUAGUGACUGAUGCUGCAAGUUGGCUUAGGAGAAUGCUCAACCUUACCAUCUUCGGCUUUGAUGUUGUUAUUCAGGAGCGCACUGGGGACCAUGUAAUUGUGGACGUAAACUACCUCCCAUCAUUCAAGGAAGUGCCUGAUAAUGAUGCGAUACCUGCCUUUUGGGAAGCCAUUAAGAGGAAGUUUGAAUUGACAGAGACUAAACAAACAACGAUAGCCUCCUCUUAACUCAUCGUUUUGCCGGAAACUGAACCUACAGCUGAUCAGAACAACAAGAAGAAGAGAGAGAGAGAGAGAUCUCCGUUAAGAAGUACAUGUUUGUUUCCUCUGGAACAGAUAUCUGAGUUCCCGAUAACACAUUAUAUUUGAGGAUGAAUUGCCUUUCAGUCUCUAGUUCAUUUGGAUUUCUUCAGAAAUGCACUAUACUACCUUGAUAUUUGAAAUUUUGACAGUGCUUGCAACUUUGAACAGUGUUUAUCUUCUUACCUGAUAUUCUAAGUAGCAACCGGUAAUCAUAAUUUUGGAGGAUGACAUGGUUUGACUUUAUAGGUUUAUAGAUUGUUUGGGUAA
Messenger RNA from Cornus florida, 2058 nucleotides. RefSeq names its product inositol 1,3,4-trisphosphate 5/6-kinase 4. Gene Ontology annotation, biological process: inositol trisphosphate metabolic process. NCBI's taxonomy places the organism in Eukaryota, Viridiplantae, Streptophyta, Magnoliopsida, Cornales, Cornaceae. The record is from RefSeq and is a predicted model, not a curated record. Gene Ontology annotation, molecular function: ATP binding; magnesium ion binding; inositol-1,3,4-trisphosphate 5-kinase activity. The transcript has 12 exons. Gene Ontology annotation, cellular component: cytoplasm. Bases 181 to 1716 code for a protein of 511 amino acids.